Penicillium verhagenii is the source of this 1359-nucleotide messenger RNA. RefSeq lists its product as uncharacterized. The record is from RefSeq and is a predicted model, not a curated record. The transcript has a single exon. The coding region runs from base 1 to 1359 and encodes 452 amino acids. Lineage: Eukaryota; Fungi; Ascomycota; Eurotiomycetes; Eurotiales; Aspergillaceae.
AUGUCCUCCGAUCUCUCCCUCCCCACGACUACCCUACAUUCCGAUGCAUCACAGGGGCACGAGACCGUUGCCUCCUCACCCGCAAUCCCUGUGAUUCCCCCAAAGAAUCGAUUCCACAGCUUGCCAUCACAUCGUCGAUCAAACACCGAAUACAUUGCACGUCCCCCUAUUUUUGAGGAAGACCACGACUCUUCCAACGAAGACACAACAAAUCGAUCAGCUCCCUCGUGGACCGGAACAUUUCCCAAAAAGAAGUUCGAAGCACGAGCCCGCGUCCUGUCAGAUUGGUUCCAAGGCAAGUCGGAACCAGUCGAUUUGGGAAUUAAAAUGCGUCCCGACGGCGAGAUGGAUGGUUCUGCCAUGGGUUCCCCACGUCUCACGGCCAUGACACAUACCCGAAAGGGCUCGGCGCCAGCUACGGGACGAUUCAACUUCUUUGGUCUCCGCCGGCAGGAAGACCAAAAACCUAACCCUCCAGAGCCGGCAGAUGAUGAGUUCCUCAACCUUGAUAUUACCGCCGCCCUUUCCUUGCCCAGGUCGCAUACCAGCGACGACGAAGCCCUCGAUACCCUCCGUGAACAGGCAACCGAUGUGCUACAACGCAUGCAGGAUGCGUAUAAACAAAGAACAUUUGUCAUGCAUCAAGCCAUGGCCGACAGGAACGAGAAACAAGAAGAAUUAGAGGAGACUCGGGCCCGAGUCGAUCACUUGAAGGCUCAACUGGACGGCAUGGCUGCCAAAGUGUCGAGCCAAGAAAAAGCCAUGCAGGCCAUGGCCGAGGAGCUCGAACAGGAGAGGCGCCUGCGACAAGAAGAGAGCCGCACCCGCAGCCUUACCAUGCGUGCGAUUCCUCCCGAUGAAGAUAUUCCAUCACUAGCGCUGCAAACCCCGCACCGCGGUGGCAAACGAACCAGCCAUGGGACCUUUGCCAGUGACUCCGGCUUCGAGUCUGGCGAUGAAAGUAUCGCAGACAGUAUAUUUUCUCAUCGGGAGGGUGUUGAGUCACCGACCUCCACACUCAACGCACCUUCACCCAAUAUAUCGCAGGUUGCGCUGUCCACCCCGACACCGAUGCCAACCCUCCAAAAGAAUCUUGUUGCAGCUACAAAUACGCCGACGCCAAAGGCUUCGUCCGCAUACGAUCGUGUCUUAAAGGGGUUUGCCUCCACACGCCUGGGAAGCUCAUUUGUGGGUAAUGGUAACUCCAACCAGAGUCAAUGUGAUAUUUGUUAUGGUGUUCCGUCUCAUGAAGCCUGGAGUGUCAUGGGCGUCUUGAAGGACGAGAACCGUGGCCUUAAAACACGGGUUGGAGAGCUGGAGGUGGUGAUUGAUGAUUGUCUUGGUCUCGUUGGGCCUUGA